ACCACAAAAAAAUCGGGAGGAGGUGACAAACUAAACUAUGUAAAAAAAAGCCACAAUUGCAUUCCAGUCAAUGAAAAACGAGCAAAUAAUUAUGCUUAACGACGUACAAAAAAAAAAAAAAAAAGAGAAAUGCAGACAGGAGUUUGGCGUUGUAGGCUUGUAGGCGUUCUGUCGUUUGGCCACAUUGUCAAGUAAAGCAGAAAGAAAAGAGAGGUGUACACGAUGCAUAGGGAAUCUCGGCUGCUGUAGCAGCGUAUCCUGCUGUUUUUGGUUGUCACAGUACAAUUUCUUGUGAUAGUGAGCGACAACCAAUUGCAGUGACCGACGUUCUCUUUUCAUUUUCCUCCUAGAUCGAUGUUUUGCGUACACUUGUCCAGAUGGCUGGCCUAGGAAGAAACGAUUCAAAGAAACUGACUUCACUGUUACUACAGCCGCCGAACUCAAGCUUCUCGUGGAAUGACGUGCCCAGUGGAAACAUUCUCAUGCCAGUGACUCAAAUGGAACCUGGAACUGAAGAUUAUGCAGAUGCAGAUACGUUCUUGGGUCAAGAGCCAAAUAAAGCACAGCAGUUUCCCACUGCACCUGAAAAGGCCAGCGUGGCUGAGUCUUCGCCAUCAGGAUCAUUCUCCCAACUGCAGCAGCCCCUGCGACCACCGCCAGCCCAGAUGCAGGCAUCACCACUGACACAAUUUGUUGGGUCACCAGUGGCUCCUACAGAGAACCUUUCAGCAGUGCCUGAGGCAUCCUUCCAGGCAUCACAGCCACUGCAAGACCAAACAAGCCCUGCUCUUGCACCUCCUCCCAUGGGUCCACCCAUGAACUUCCACCGUCAGAGUCCCUUGACCCAUGCUUCCUUCCUGCGCCAGACAGCCCCCUCGUCGCACACAAUUGCAUCAGGACCGGGCAUUGUUGCAACCUCCCCAAUUGGCCAGUCUCAAGGAGCGCUUUCACAUCAGGGACCUGGCCAGAAUGGUCCACCUCCACAGAACUUCUACGCUCCAUCGUUGUCCCAGACCAGUGCUUUCUCACAUGACCCUUCAUUCAGUGCCUCUCCUCCUGCUUCCUUUGAGCAACCACUGCACUCAUACGUGCCUGACCAUGCCCAGAUCCCUGUCUCUCCACCAGGUGCGACGUAUGUUCCUGUGAGGCCUCACUGGUUUUACAACAAGGAAAUUGAGAACAAAAUUGUUUGGAUACCUUUCUCCCUGUUGGACUCAACCAACCUGGAGGAAGCGUCUGCAAGGUUGGCUUUUGGCAGUGAAAUUGUUGUGACCACAGAUGGUGGAAGGUAUGAUGUGGAUGUCGGUGCUCGGUUGCGCCGUCCAGUGUACUGGGAUGAAACACCCAGUCAGGUGCGACGUUGCACCUGGUUCUACAAGCUGGAAGGCCAGAACCGCUUUGUGCCCUAUGAAGAACAUGUGGCCUUCAUUUUAGAAGACCAUUACCGAAAGGCUAUGGCCACGGGAAGUUGGCACCAAAAACUGGAACUGCCUGGAAAUCAGACAGUCGUCAUGCACAAUUCCAGCGUAAUGGUACACUUCCUGCCUUCAAGCCACCCAGACGAGUGGGGCAAUGUUAGUGAGGGUCAGACACGGCCUCGAGUCGUCAAGAGAGGCAUUGAAGAUGUUGAAACCAUUGAGGAAGGCGAGCCCAGCCAGAUUGAUCAUCUGGUCUUCGUAGUGCAUGGCGUGGGUUCUGUGUGUGAUUUUCGCUUUCGCUCAGUUGAAGAGUGCCUUGAUGACAUUCGGCACAUAUCUCUGGGGCUCAUCAAGAGCCACUUUAGUGUACCCUCCCAGGAGGGUAAUAUUGGGCGCAUCGAGUUUCUGCCAGUCUCGUGGCACUCAACAUUGCACAGCGAUGCUACAGGCAUUGAUAGUGCCCUUAAGCACAUCACUCUCAGGAGCAUCCCGAAGCUGCGUCAUUUCACUAACGACACGCUUCUUGACAUCCUUUUCUACACUAGCCCCGUCUACUGCCAAACCAUUGUUGAUACUGUGGGCUCGGAGAUUAACAGGUUGUACAGCAAGUUCACAGAACGCAACCCUAGUUUCAAAGGCACUGUUGCACUAGCAGGCCACAGCCUCGGAUCACUCAUUCUGUACGACAUUUUGUCACAUCAGGGUGACACCAGCUCCCAGUCAAGUUCCACAGAUGUCUUUGUUGACUCUCCAAAGGCCGAGAUAACACCACCACCCACAUCGACUCAUGCUUCUGAAGAGGCAUCAGAGCUUCUGCAAAAUGCUGACAAGGAUGUCUCCGUAGAAUCUGUGUUUCAAGAACUCAUGCUUGGUGACUACAUCUCCAAGAUUCAUGAAGAAAAGAUUGACAUAGAAACCCUGAAAAUGUGCUCUGAGGGGGACCUCAGAGAAAUGGGCCUGCCCAUGGGACCACGUAAAAAACUGCUGUCUUACAUGAAGGAGCUCUCUGAGAAACAGAGCCAACACAAGGCACCUCCCACUCAACCAGCCAAGGCAGCACCUCAUCAGCAGGUCCCACUCAGCCCUCAGGCAUCAGUAAGUCCGCAAGUUGGUCGCAAGCGUGAAAGCGUGGCCUCAGUCAACUAUUCUAUGGGCAUGGCUGGCACCGGCCAGCUUUCUGUGAGCUACCCUAAGAUCAACUUCCAUCCAAGCUGCUUCUUUGCCCUAGGAUCUCCCAUUGCAAUGUUUCUGGUAGUACGUGGCAACGAGACCCUUUGUGAGGACUUCAGGUUGCCAACUUGUCCGGCCUUCUUCAACAUCUUUCAUCCGUUUGACCCUGUGGCAUACCGAAUGGAAACCUUAAUUGAUCCAAACUUUACAGCGUGUCCUGUUUUGAUUCCCCACCAUAAAGGUCGCAAGCGAAUGCACCUUGAGCUUAAAGAGAGCCUUAGCCGAAUGGGUUCAGACUUGAAGCAACGGUUCAUGGAUUCACUCCGAUAUACAUGGAACUCACUUAAUGAAUUUGCCCGUGCUCAUCGGUCCUCACCGGCACAAAUGGAGGCAGAGGUGGAUCGUGUGCUCCAGGAAGAAAUUAUCCGUCAGGCCGAUGCAGCUGAAGUUGAGAGCACAGUGACAGUGUCUGAUUUGCAAGGCAUCGAGGACAUUGGUGUGGGCCAGCUGAAUGGUGGUAGACGCAUUGAUUAUGUCCUCCAAGAGAAGCCCAUCGAGAGCUUCAAUGAGUACCUGUUUGCCUUGGCUAGCCAUGCAUGCUACUGGGAAUCUGAGGACACAGUGCUGCUAAUAUUGAAAGAACUCUAUGCCUUGCAAGGGUUUGCACCGCAGCUGGCAACUGGUCGUUCUGCUUCUCAACCCAAAGUGCAGUUGUACAACCCAGCUGCACCACUGGGUAACACCAGCGUAGUGGUGCCACCACCUCCAAUGCCUUUGCUGUCACCAUCAAAAGAAACUUAUGUUGCUCCUAGUGGUGUACCACCUUUACCUCUCGAUGGACCGAGUGCGCCACCCCCAUUGCAGGGAUUUGUGCGUGUGUCGCCUCUCACUCGAAAGUAGGUGCUUUCCCACAUGCCUGGCACUGUCAGAGCACAUAUGUUCUGCUGCUGCAAGUAAGCCAAGUCAGCAGCACUUUCCCAGUCUUUUGUUGAUGGCUUUGUGCUCCCUUGUGAAGCAUCUGUGCUGUCAGAUGCUCCCUGUAGCUUGUUUUUAAUGGGAAAUGUGAUGAACCUGCACUUUAUGGACAUUUGGAAGACAUAGCUGCACCAUUUGAACAAUGGAUCACUAGCACAGGUGACAGACAGUGUUACAUGCUUGAUUUGGCAUUGUUGCAUCUCAUGCAUUGUGGAGAAAAGUUGGCCUUUAUGUGCAGCAUGCUAGUUGAAAGGUGCAAUUUUACAUUGUGUUUUGCUUACAGAAUUACGUGAACACAAGGCACAUAAAGUUGUAGUGUGUGUGUGUGCAUAGUAUGAUCCAUAAAGUGCUCCACUGGCCAGCAUUGAAGAACUGGCCUCUGAAGAAAUUGAUCAAUAAAUAAAGUGCAAAUCAUU
This is a messenger RNA of Dermacentor andersoni, 3979 nucleotides long. It is a transcript of the gene PAPLA1, whose product is annotated as Phosphatidic Acid Phospholipase A1. Lineage: Eukaryota; Metazoa; Arthropoda; Arachnida; Ixodida; Ixodidae. Gene Ontology annotation, molecular function: protein binding; glycerophospholipase activity; metal ion binding. Gene Ontology annotation, cellular component: COPII-coated ER to Golgi transport vesicle; cytoplasm. The record is from RefSeq and is a predicted model, not a curated record.